Messenger RNA from Toxorhynchites rutilus septentrionalis, 896 nucleotides. Its product is annotated as dTTP/UTP pyrophosphatase. The record is from RefSeq and is a predicted model, not a curated record. Gene Ontology annotation, molecular function: nucleoside triphosphate diphosphatase activity. The transcript is spliced from 4 exons. Bases 78 to 713 code for a protein of 211 amino acids. NCBI's taxonomy places the organism in Eukaryota, Metazoa, Arthropoda, Insecta, Diptera, Culicidae.
UUUACGUUUGGAGAAUUUAUAAAAAAACGUGCGUCGACUUCAGUUUCGCGAAUAGAAAUAAGUUUAGUUUAGUAACAAUGUUAAAUCCAAUUAUCAGUAAAAUUGGAAGGAAACGGGUUGUUCUUGCUAGUGGAUCACCAAGGAGACAAGAGUUAAUUCAGAAUAUCGGUCUCUCCAAUGUCCAGCUGUGCCCCUCAACGUUCGAAGAAAAUCUAAACCAGGCGGAUUACACUUUCGCCGAGUAUGUAGCCGAGACGGCAUACCACAAAGUGUGCGAGGUCUACCGAAGACUUUCCUCGAGCGAAAAUCCCAGCCUGCGGCCGGACAUCGUCAUCGGAGCCGAUACGAUGGUCACCAUGGAUGGGAAAAUGUACGGCAAACCGAAGACACCAGAGAAUGCAUUCCAGAUGCUCAGUGAACUGAUGGGCCGACAGCAUAUCGUGUACACCGGGGUGGUUAUCAAGUAUCACGACAAGGAGGUAAAAUUCACCGAGGCUUGCAAGGUAAACUUUGGCAAAGCCACCGGCGCGCAGAUUCAGGCCUAUGUUGACACCGGAGAGCCGUUAGAUAAAGCGGGUGGCUACGGCAUCCAGGGCAUCGGGGGAACCUUUGUGGAGAAGAUAGAAGGCGACUAUUUCACCGUGGUCGGAUUGCCACUGUAUCGCAUAUCGGUAGAACUGUGCAAAUUGUUCGGCUACGAUGUUGCCAAAUAAAGCUGCGGUGGCGCGGUUUAUUGCGGCAAGUAAAACAAAGGCUGGAGUAUAAAAUCGUGUAAUUUUUUGCUUAUGUUUAUCUUCGAAAGCCCACUUUAUUAUGGUGUUGAUAUCAGUAGCAUAUAAUGUUCAGCUGUGUUCAGCUGGUGAGAGGGACAUGUCUCUUUCAAUGAUAAUAUAAUC